This is a messenger RNA of Eucalyptus grandis, 1647 nucleotides long. Its product is annotated as MLO-like protein 1. NCBI's taxonomy places the organism in Eukaryota, Viridiplantae, Streptophyta, Magnoliopsida, Myrtales, Myrtaceae. The coding region runs from base 1 to 1533 and encodes 510 amino acids. Gene Ontology annotation, biological process: defense response. The record is from RefSeq and is a predicted model, not a curated record. Gene Ontology annotation, cellular component: membrane. The transcript is spliced from 14 exons.
AUGGCAGAAGGAGCGACUUUGGAGUUCACGCCGACGUGGGUGGUCGCCUGUGUUUGCACCGUGAUUGUCGUCAUUUCUCUGGCUGUCGAGCGGUUUCUCCAUUAUGCCGGCAAGUAUCUCAAGAAGAGGAACCAGAAACCGCUUUUCGAUGCCUUACAGAAAAUCAAAGAAGAGCUGAUGCUGUUGGGUUUCAUAUCGCUACUGCUCACCGUGUUCCAAGUUAGAAUAAGCAAGAUAUGCAUUUCGGAAGAGCUUGGCAACAAGUGGCUCCCUUGCAAGAAGGAAGCCUCUGCUGCCGCCGGCAGCACCACCGCUCACUUCCUGACCAAUUUCUUCCCUCCUGGAGGACGCCGCCUUCUUGCUGAAGCUUCUGCCGCUUCCGGUGACUACUGCGGUAGCAAGGGGAAGGUGCCGUUGUUGUCUCUCACGGCGCUUCAUCAUCUGCACAUUUUCAUCUUCGUGCUGGCCGUCGUGCAUGUGGUUUUCUGCGCUCUGACGAUCUUAUGUGGAGGGGCACAGAUACGUCAAUGGAAGCGGUGGGAGGAUGCCAUUCAGAAGGAGGAGUACGACCCCGAAGAGGCUUUGCGAACGAAAUUCACACAUGUUCAGGAUCACACCUUCAUCAAAGGACGUUUUCUCGGCAUUAGCAAGAACUUAUCUGUACUCAGCUGGGUGCAUUCGUUUUUCAAGCAGUUCUAUGGUUCUGUGACCAAGUCGGAUUAUACAACGCUUCGUUUGGGUUUCAUCAUGGCUCACUGUAGAGGCAAUCCGAAAUUCAAUUUCCACAAGUACAUGAUACGUGCUCUGGAGGCCGAUUUCAAGAAAGUUGUUGGUAUAAGUUGGUACCUUUGGUUAUUUGUCGUGGUCUUCUUGCUGCUCAAUGUUGCUGGUUGGCACGCGUACUUCUGGAUAUCUUUCAUCCCGUUGAUUCUUUUGCUGGCGGUUGGAACCAAACUGGAGCAUGUGAUAACUCAGUUGGCGCAGGAGGUUGCCCAGAGGCAUGUAGCAAUUGCAGGGGACUUGGUCGUUCAGCCGUCCGAUGACCAUUUCUGGUUCCACCGGCCUCGGCUCGUCCUCGUCCUGAUUCACAUCAUUCAGUUCCAAAACUCCUUUGAACUGGCUUUCUUCUUCUUCAUAUGGAUCCAAUAUAAUUUCAGCUCCUGCAUAAUGGGUGAGGUCGGUUAUAUCAUUCCAAGACUUAUCAUUGGAGUGUUUGUCCAGUUCCUUUGUAGUUACAGCACACUACCUCUGUACGCAAUUGUAACACAGAUGGGGACUUCAUUCAAGAAGGCGAUAUUUGACGAACACAUACACCAGGGGCUCGUUGGCUGGGCCCGGCAUGCAAAAAAGAACAAGAAUUUAAGAAAAACAGCCACCGAUGGGUCUAGUACUCAAACGGGUUCGAUAGAGGGAUCAGUGGGAGUUGAGCUGACAAAAAUGGCGGAAACGGUACUGAGAUGGGGGAUGCGGAAGCGCAAGAAAUCAAGCAAUCUCCAUCUCCAAUGUCCCCAAUCUCCGACACGCAGAGACUGAUGAAGCCGUGAAGUCAGUUCUUUUAUACUUGACAUUUACAAACAAUCAAUUAAGAAGAGCAAGACCGUAAUGUACAAUAAUUCAUCAUACGUAUGAGUAUAGAUUUUCUUUUUC